UGUCGAUUGGAUUCGAUUUGCAUGGACGAGCCAUGCGGCGUCCGCGGCUGCCAGCCACAGCAACGGGAUGGCCUGACGGCUGGAGACGCACUGUGGGAGUCCUUUUCGCUUGGCGUGGUCGUGCCCAGCACAGUCGAUAUUGAGCUUGACCCCCCAAGUAUCCAGGCCGACCACACCCCCUUUUCUUCUUGCUGCUGUUCUCCGUCACUUGCGCCUUUGUCUCUGCCACCAGAAGGCUAACUUGACGCUCUCCACCACUCUUUGUCCGCCCAACUUCCUGCCCAACUUCUUGCCCAAACUUCCUGUCCGUCACUCUCGCUUGCGGGGAUCCCACUUGCCUCCCGACCUCAUCCGGAUCUAUCCCAACGCUACGGAAUCGACGUUGCCGUCUCCCGCCACCAGACCCAAUCCCAUGAUUCCUGAUACCGUCCAGCCAGCUUCGUCGACACGAGCGGACAGUCCCUCGUCGCCAGCCUCUCCCAACAAAAGCAAGAUCCCUGUUCCCAUUGGUGAUAACGAAAAGGCGAAGGCAGCCCUGGAGUUUGAACGCAAGAAGCGAGAGGCCCAGCUCCAGAAGCAGCGUGAACAGGAAGACCUCAUUCGUCGUCAGGAGGCCGAAGCCUUCGAAAAGGCCCGUGUUUUGAAAGAAGCCGUCGAGCGUGGCGAACGUGAGCGCAAGCAGCUCGAAGAAACCAAGCGCAAGGAAGAAGAGAGACUGCGAGAGGAGAAGCUCAAGGCUCAAUUUCAAGUUACCUCGGCGUUUGAGCGACAAAAGCAGGAGCAGCUGCGCCUCGUCGAGCAAGAAAAGGAGCGCGAGCUCAAAGAGCGAGAGAAUGAGGCUUUCAAGAAGCUCGAGGCUCUGAGAGAAAAGAAGCUGCGCGAAGAACAAGAGCGGAAGCAUGUCGAGGAAACCAAGCGUGCCGACGAAGAGCGUGCCCGUGCUGAGCGUCUCAAGAAGCAGGAGGAAGCCAUGCACCGCUUUGAGGAAGAGCGACGCAUCAAGGCCAUGAGUCCCGCUGAUCGUGAAGCUUAUUUGGAGCAGAAGCGUGCUAAAGAGGAGGCUGCUCGACUCGCUGCCGAAGCCGAGGCCCGCCGUCUGGAGGAAGAGCGUCUCGCUCGCGAGGAAGCCGAGCGUAAAAUCCGUGAAGCCGAGGAGCGCCGUCUGGAGCAAGAGCGUCUCGCUCGUGAAGCCGAAGAGCGUCGCAUCCGUGAAGAAGAAGAGCGUCGCCUUGAGCAGGAGCGUUUGGCCCGCGAAGCUGCCGAGGCCAAGGCGGCCGAAGAGGCCCGUCAACUUCGCGAGGCCGAAGCGGCCCGCCGCGCCGAGGAAGAGCGGGCCAAGCGCGCCGCCCAGGAACAGGCCGAUGCUCUCCGUCAGGCCCAGGAGCGCGUUGCUGCCAUGGCCGCCCAGGCCAGAGCCGAGCAGCAGGCUGCCGACAGACAAAGGGCCAUAGCCCACCAAGAAGAGCAAGAGCGUCGCCGCCAUGAAGCCGAGAGGCAGGAGCGCGAGCGUAAGGCCGCGGAGGAUUAUGCUUCGCGUCUUAUGGACGAAGCCAAGCAGCGUGUCCAAGACACGUCAAGCCAGGGCCUCAAGGUCAACACGGGUGCGACCGAUAAGGAUCUACGAAAGGACAUCGAGAGCAUGAUCAACUCGGACUUUUUCUCCUCGGGAUCCUCGGUCGAGAAGGAUCUGCCGAUCAGCCCAGUCACUGCCUCCCCUUCAAGCAUUCUCAAGGACCCCUCCCGCGAAUCCAAGCCGGCGUCAGUUGCCGAGGAAAAGAAAAAGCCCUUUGGUUUCUUCAAGAAAAUGCUCAAGCGCUAGUGUCAAAGCUACGUAGAUUCACCCAGAUCGUCGGCAUCUCCCGCUUGUAACCCUAGAGCAUGGUAUCCCACCGAAACGACCCUCUGUCAAGUGCCCAAUUUGCCUGUUUGCCUGUUUGCCUGUUUGCCU
Molecule: messenger RNA, 1948 nt
Organism: Polychytrium aggregatum
Lineage: Eukaryota; Fungi; Chytridiomycota; Chytridiomycetes; Polychytriales
Exons: 3
Coding region: 413-1819 (468 amino acids)
Source: RefSeq, a predicted model, not a curated record